Leptonychotes weddellii (Weddell seal) is the source of this 1768-nucleotide messenger RNA. The record is from RefSeq and is a predicted model, not a curated record. Lineage: Eukaryota; Metazoa; Chordata; Mammalia; Carnivora; Phocidae.
CCGGGACAGCGAGGGCAGCGCCCGGGCAGGCCGAAUGGCCGCAAUGCUGGCCAUCAGGGUGGUCGUGGGGCUGGCGGCAGCGGCGCUGGCGGCCGUGCUCCUGGAGCACUAUGGCCUGGCCGGUCAGCCCUCGCCGCUGCCCCAACCCCGCGCCUCCCGGAGCCCACACCCCGCACCGGGCCCCGGAGCCAGCAACAUCUUCUGGGGGCUGCAGAUAUCCGACAUUCACCUGAGCAGGUUUCGUGAUCCAGGCAGAGCUGUAGACUUAGAGAAGUUCUGUUCAGAAACUAUUGGCAUCAUUCAACCAGCUCUCGUCCUGGCAACAGGAGACCUGACUGAUGCCAAAACAAAGGAACACUUGGGAUCCAGGCAGCAUGAGGUAGAAUGGCAAACUUACCAGGGUAUUCUGAAGAAGACAAGGGUCAUGGAAAAAACGACGUGGCUCGAUGUUAAAGGAAAUCAUGAUGCAUUCAACAUUCCAAGUCUGGAGAGUGUCGAGAAUUAUUACAGGAAAUAUUCUGCCGUACGUAGGGAUGGCUCUUUCCAUUAUGUCCACAGUACUCCCUUUGGCAACUAUUCUUUCAUCUCUUUGGAUGCCACCCCAAAUCCAGGGCCUAAGAGACCCUAUAAUUUCUUUGGAAUUUUAGAUGAGAAGCAGAUGGAGGAACUUCUGUUACUGGCCAAGGAGAGUAGUCGGAGUAACCACAGUAUUUGGUUUGGUCACUAUACAACAUCCACUAUCCUUUCUCCAUCACCUGGAAUUCGGUCAAUAAUGAGUUCAGCUACAGCGUAUUUGUGUGGGCACCUCCAUACUCUUGGUGGACUGAUGCCUGUUUUGCACACUCGUCACCUCCAGGGCACUUUGGAACUUGAGGUGGGAGACUGGAAGGAUAACAGAAGGUACCGGAUCUUUGCUUUUGAUCAUGACCUCUUUAGCUUUGCAGAUUUGGUCUUUGGCGAGUGGCCUGUGGUUCUUAUCACUAAUCCUAAGUCACUCCUAUAUAGCUGUGCCAGACAUGAACCACUAGAAAGACUUCUUCAUUCAACACACAUCAGAGUCUUGGCCUUUUCCUUAUCCUCCAUUACUUCUGUCACAGUUACGAUUGAUGGAGUUCAUUUAGGGCAAGCUAUUCAUUUAUCUGGUCCUAUUUUCAUACUGAAGUGGAACCCAAGAAACUAUAGUAACAGGACACAUAACAUAGAAGUAACUGUCCAGAAGAAACUCGGGGAGGAUGUGAAAGGAAUUAUGACUGGGGAUGAACUCUUAAUAUCCCUUCUAUCAGAAGUUGGAUCAUUGAAAGAAAACCUGAAGGAUUCUGCUGGAAGAAGUAAGAGUGUUCACCACCUAUUUUCUGUUCAAGAGGAUAUUCAUCUCAGAUUUGAUCCCCUGGCAUCAUUUAUUCUCCUUACUGACCAUUGCAUCGUGGCACAAGGCGAUCCCAAUGAUGAGCUGGAGUCCAUACUUUGAGAAACCAGAACCUAGAUUAUGUCUCUUCACUGUGAGUUAAUCUCCAAGUGAAUGCCACCCUGACGGAGAAAGCAAACGAAAAUGCGGCCUCAGUUCACUCAGCCUGCAGUGCACUAUGUACUGUUUUUCUUUACUCUUCUACAACUUGAAAUAAAACCAAUUAUACUUCUAGUACAGUGAAGUUGGACUGUUUUAAUUUGAUCACUUUAUAUAACUAUGAAUUACUUUGUUUCAGUAUUGGUCUCAGUAUCCAAAUUCUAAAAGAGCAAUGCUGAGGCAAUUUAUUUUAUUUAUUUAUUU